Fusarium graminearum PH-1 is the source of this 749-nucleotide messenger RNA. RefSeq names its product cyanate hydratase. The record is from RefSeq and is a predicted model, not a curated record. The transcript is spliced from 3 exons. Lineage: Eukaryota; Fungi; Ascomycota; Sordariomycetes; Hypocreales; Nectriaceae. Gene Ontology annotation, molecular function: cyanate hydratase activity; DNA binding. The coding region runs from base 1 to 495 and encodes 164 amino acids.
AUGACAAACGAAGGGCGCAUUGCUACUCUGGAUUCAACCAUCGCCGAUAGGCUUCCUGCAUUCUCAAAGACACUCUUUGACGGCAAGGCCGCCAAAGACCUAAGCUUUGAGGCAAUUGCAAAGCAUCUAGGCCGUAGUGAAGUUGCGGUGGCAGCAUUGUUCUACGGACAGGCCACCGCCUCGUCUGAGGAUGUUGAGAAACUAUCAGAGAUCCUUGACCUUCCCAAGGAGGCGUUGGCUGCCCAGCUAACAGGCUUCCCUAACCGUGGCCAGGCGGGACCCAUGCCUCCUACCGAGCCUCUCAUCUAUCGCUUGUACGAGAUCGUUCAAAAUUACGGUUAUGCCUAUAAGGCUAUCCUCAACGAGAAGUUUGGAGAUGGUAUCAUGAGUGCAAUUUGCUUCUCUACCACAGUGGAGAAGGAAGUGGAUGAAGCAGGCUCACCAUGGGUCGUUAUCACAUUGAAGGGCAAAUGGCUCCCUUUCAGUCGUUUCUAGGCAUUGUUCUCUCAAGAGAAUUGGUUGAUAGCUCGGAGUUAUAACCACUCUGCAUGCUGUGUCACUUUCAUUAAUGACUACUCAAAGCGUAUUUACAUAACGGAAAAUGCGGGUUGGAGCAUCGCUAAGUUCACACAAGCCUCACUCAAGAAUGACAUGUAUUUCGAGUAAAGCGGACGGGGCAGGUUGUGGCAAUGCGCGUGAAGACAAUAUGAAGCGAGAGGACAAUACUAAGCAAUUUACAAACAAAUACC